AUGAAAUAAAGAGAGGACAGGGAUGCCUUGUACCUCAUGUGGGAUAAGAGAGUCAUUAGAGGGAAUACUUAUUCAAGUGUUUUGAAUAAAUCAGAGCCAACUAUGUAGACAACUAUAAAGAGGAUUCAAAACACUAAAGUAGUGACUGAGAAGAAGGAAGAUGAAACUAUCCAUAAUGAAGAAACACAAACAGACCCCAAUGUUGAAGAGUUAACUGACAAACCACCCCGACAUCUAAAAGAAACUUAAACAGAAUUCAUAAUCGAGAAAGUUGUACCUAGAUUGUACAUGAAAGAGAAGACAGGAAUAGACGAAGAAACUCAAGUGUGGGAUGAUGGAGAAUUGUUUAAUUUUGAAUAUGAAGCUGAGCCAAUUCUUUAGGUAUUAGUAAGAAAGACUUUGGAUUUAAGUCGAAUGGAAGUAUUAUAAGAAGAGGAGCUGAGAGAGAUGAAGGAGAAGUAAGAGCAUUAUUAAAAAUUAAAGCAAAUGGAAAUGGCUGAAUAGGAUAGGUUGGAGAAGAAAGAAUAACAGUUAUACAAUGAGAAUAUUAAACUAAAAUAACAAUUUCAUAAUUAAAAGUAGAGGGAUAUCAAGACACAUGAAAAAUUAGUCAGUCGAGCAUCAGCUAAGAAAUAUUUAUCUAAAUGUGUUAAUUUGGCAUUAUAACAAUUGGAACUUAGCGGAUAUUUUAGAGAUCCUGUUGAAAUAUAAUUAAUAUCUGAAUACUUACCUUGGAUUUAUUAAGAUGUGACAACUGAAUUAUUGAGUUCGAAUCAUAUCUUUGUUGAAUACAACUCAAUGUUGGAUAACAUUGAUGAUGACAUAAGUCGAAGAUAAUAGAUACUAGAUGAAAGAGAAAGGCAAAGAAUUGCUAAAGAAGAGGCAGAUAAAUAAAGAAGAGAGAGAAGAAAAAUUAGAUUGGAAAAGGAAAGAAGGUAGAAAUUGAGAGAGACUGUUUAAGAAUAAUUGGUUACCA
Molecule: messenger RNA, 976 nt
Organism: Paramecium tetraurelia
Lineage: Eukaryota; Ciliophora; Oligohymenophorea; Peniculida; Parameciidae
Exons: 2
Cellular component (GO): cilium
Source: RefSeq, a predicted model, not a curated record